AUGACCAUCUCAACUACAGGAUCAGUAAUCUCUACCAUUGUCCUGAGCAAAACAACACGAAGCAUCAGACACGACCAGCACCACUUCCAACUCGAAACCGCGAUGUCGUCGGAUCACCCAAUACCCCGAAAGCUCUGGCAGCAUGCGGACCCAAAGUCAACGGAAAUGUGGCGAUUCAUGCAACGCGCGAAUCAGACUCGGGGGCUGAACAUGCAGGCAAGUUUGUCACAUUCCAGCUUCCUCUCUGCAGUACUUGGGUGCGACGCUUCAAAGGCGCUUGUGUCUCAACCCCUGUUCAUCACUUCCUCCUGUGGUGAGACUUCCAGCCUUCCACUUUCAGCUCUCGGCCACAUGAGCCACCAGCGCUUGCAGAUGUGGUGGCAAUGGAGAAUUCUGGCGCUCAUGGCUACUUGGUUCCUGAGUACAGACUGCAAGACUAGAGUUAAUCGUCGUGACUUGGUACACUUGUUCGCAUACCAAUGUUCUGGAAGAGAUGGAGGUAGCGACUCGCUAACCUUGUGGACCCAGAACUUUCGUGAGCUCUACGAAUGGAGCGUUGGCGACAAUCGAACGGACUUCUGGCAGGACAUGUGGUCCACUAACCACCCUGGUACACAUUUUGGAUAUUCUUACAGCUGGCAAAUCAAGGUCGUUGAUACUUCAAUACCCAUGGACCAAAUACCACAUUGGUUCCACGGCACAUAUCUAAACUAUGCGGAGAAUAUUCUCUUCUCAGCGUCUACUGAAAACCCAUCGAUACGGGUUAAAAAGCACAAGGAAGACGACAAGAUUGCAUUGACUGAGAUACGUGAAGGCAACACCGAAGUUCGACAUCUCAAAUGGGGUGAAUUGCGCCGUAGAGUAGGUUUGCUCGCCAACGCGCUCCGAGCAAGAGGCGUGAAGAAAGGAGACCGCGUUGCUGUCAUUGCUAGCACCAGUUUUGAUACCUUCAUCACGUUCAUGGCAACUGUGAGCCUCGGCGGUCUCUUCAGCUCUAGCAGUACGGAUAUGGGAACGAAAGGAAUCCUAGAACGCUUGCUCCAGAUCAAGCCUCGUUAUGUUUUCGUGGACGACUGGACUGUAUACAAUGGUAAAACUAUUGAUCUCCGACCGAAGAUCAAGGACAUCAUCGAGGGCAUGCACGGUAUAUCCGAAUUCCAAGGUGUGAUCACACAGCCCAGGUUUCCUGGAAAGCCAGCGGAUAUAACUGGACUGCCACGUACUGUGACAUUGGAGGCCUUUCUGGAUACUGCCAAAGGAAAUGUUGAACUGAAUUUCGAAAGGGUAGCGUUCCGCGAUCCGUUCUUGAUAGUCUACUCCAGUGGAACGACCGGUACUCCCAAGUGCAUCGUUCACUCUGUAGGCGGAGUUCUCAUCAGCGUUUCAAAGGAGGGCAUUUUGCACAAAGAGCAAGGACCCGACAGUAUAAUGUUGCAAUACACCACCACCGGCUGGAUCAUGUAUCUCGCCUCGGUACAGUGUCUGCUCUUCGGCUCCCGCAGCAUCCUCUACGACGGAUCUCCAUUUCAGCCAUCCCCUGAAACCUUCCUGACUAUUCUUCAAGAACAACGUGUCACUGAUUUCGGAACAUCGCCACGCUUCCUCCAUGAACUACAAAAGCGAGAUAUCGUUCCGCGCAAUCUCUACAAUCUCUCCGCACUACGCUCUGUCUGCACCACCGGGAUGGUUCUUUCAGACUCGCAGUUUGAAUGGUUCUACGACGUGGGCUUCCCGUCAUCCGUAAAACUCGCGAAUAUCAGCGGUGGCACAGAUCUUGCCGGAUGCUUUGGCAUUGACUGCCCAAUCGAACCCGUCUACGUAGGUGGCUGUCAAGGCCCAUGUCUAGGAACGAAACUAGAAGUCUACGACAGCCUCAUCGAGACCGGCCCUGGAAAAGCAGUGCCAGAUGGUGAACCCGGUGAGCUUGUCGCUACUGCUUCCUUCCCCAACCAACCCGUUUUCUUCUGGGGCGACGAAAGCGGAGAAAAGUACCAAAAUGCAUACUACACACGCUUCCCACACGUAUGGACUCAUGGCGACUUCAUCCAAAAACACCCCAUCACCGGUCAAGUUCUCUUCCUCGGCCGCGCAGACGGCGUGCUCAAUCCCAGUGGCGUGCGCUUUGGCUCGGCGGAAAUCUACAGCGUCAUCGAGACGUAUUUCCCGGAGAUUGCAGAUAGCAUUUGUGUUGGGCAGCGCAGGCCUCAAGAUAAUGAUGAGAGCGUCAUGCUGUUUUUGAAAAUGAAUGAAGGAUUCGAGUUCACGGAGACAUUGGUUGAAAAGGUCAAGACGAAGAUUAGCAAAGAGAGGAGCAGGAGACACGUGCCAAAAUAUGUCUUCCAAACAUGGGAUAUACCAACGACUGUAAAUUUGAAAAAGGUGGAAUUGCCAGUCAAACAAAUUGUAUCGGGUAAGAGAAUCAAGGCCAGUGGCACCUUGGCAAACCCCGAGAGUUUAAAGUAUUAUGAGCAGUUUGCAAAGGUCGAGGAAGUGCUUGAACGCCUGAGAAAUGGGAAGAUUCACGGGAGAAGUAGACUGUGA
Molecule: messenger RNA, 2541 nt
Organism: Plenodomus lingam JN3
Lineage: Eukaryota; Fungi; Ascomycota; Dothideomycetes; Pleosporales; Leptosphaeriaceae
Source: RefSeq, a predicted model, not a curated record